Molecule: messenger RNA, 368 nt
Organism: Capronia epimyces CBS 606.96
Lineage: Eukaryota; Fungi; Ascomycota; Eurotiomycetes; Chaetothyriales; Herpotrichiellaceae
Exons: 1
Coding region: 1-267 (88 amino acids)
Source: RefSeq, a predicted model, not a curated record
AUGACUGCUACAAUGGGGAAGCGGACUAUUUUCACUGGUGGCUCUGAAAGGCAGGACGACUUUGCAUCCCAUAUUUACUGGGCAAGGAUAACAUAUUCUCAAUUUGGACUUGGUGGACUUUCCCGAGAACCGCCUUGGGGAUGGCAAGGAUGUCUUUACACUAAAUGUGACCUGACGGGUGGUGCGCAGACAUUCAACGCCUUGCCAUCGCUCCUCUCUAGGAUGAGUAUGCUCUGCCAAAGCAUCCCGGGCCACCCGAUCCUGUGAUCCAUUUUGCAGAAUAUGCGCGGAACAUGAUUGUUGCCGACAGCGAGACGUUUCAUCGACGCACGCGAUCUGGGACAGAUGUGCGAUUUAUCUGUUGCAAA